Molecule: messenger RNA, 1554 nt
Organism: Cyphomyrmex costatus
Lineage: Eukaryota; Metazoa; Arthropoda; Insecta; Hymenoptera; Formicidae
Gene: net
Product: atonal bHLH transcription factor 8-like protein net
Exons: 2
Coding region: 18-1253 (411 amino acids)
Biological process (GO): anatomical structure morphogenesis; positive regulation of transcription by RNA polymerase II
Cellular component (GO): nucleus
Molecular function (GO): E-box binding; DNA-binding transcription factor activity; protein dimerization activity
Source: RefSeq, a predicted model, not a curated record
UGGUCUAUAAGAAGAAAAUGACCGAUCACGUGGUGGAAAGUACGUUCGAGCUUUCAGCUUUCAUGAAAGCUGGUGUCAUGGCGGAUUCCGAGAGAGAUAGCGGCUCUUGCAGUAGUGCCGACGAAGACAGUAGAUCGAGUUUGCAUUCACCUACGUCAUCUGAGGACAGUGUCGAAGUGCAGGUGAUACCUAUUUCGUUGCGGAACAAGCGAAAAUUAGCAGAGCCACGGAAAAUUCAAGAACCGGCAAUCAUCGCAGCGCCAUUGAAGAAGAGACGGUUUGAUCCUAUUUCCGAGGAGACAACCAUUGAUCAAGAGGAGACCAGAUCGCUGAACAUGCCGAAUCCUUUUCGACCAUGGAUUCCCGCUUCCUAUAAAAAUGAAUCCAAGACAACCGCGACUUCGUCGACGGUUACGUCGACAAAUACGAUUUCAAAUACCAUAACAACAACUACAACGACGACGACAACGAUGACGACAUUGUCUAGCGAGAGAGAAGAAGAAAAAGAAGAAAGAAGGAGACAGCAGGAUGAGACGACGCAGAGGCUGCACGAAUCAUUCAGAAGACUACAACAUCCUACCGGUCACAAUCGAUCAGCUGUUGCAUCUCGACGAGAAUCUCGUCAGAGGUUAGAACCGGUAGCACCAAUAGCAACAACGACGACAUCUCCGUCGAAUACGAUCUCUCUACCGCAUCCUAGGCUACAGGACGAGCCAUUAUCUUUGGUGGUGAGAAACGAGGUACCCAGAGUGCCGUCGCAUCCUGCUGUAAGUGGCUCCUACGAAAAGACGCCAUCGUAUAUGAUGGAACACUUGUUGGCAGCUUCGUCCAGUCGGAAUCAUCAAAAUCAUCAGACUCAUCAGAGUCAAGGAAGUCAUCAGAAUCACCAAGUGGCCCCCACAACAUCGAGACAACAUCAUCAGGGCGGCCAACAGAGAAAUUAUAAGAACAUGACGAGAGAGAGACGGAUAGAAGCGAACGCUCGGGAAAGAACUAGAGUGCAUACCAUCAGCGCGGCCUUCGAUACUUUAAGACGAGCAAUACCUGCAUAUUCACAUAACCAAAAGUUGUCGAAGCUAUCAGUACUGAGGAUUGCCUGCAGCUACAUCAUGACGCUUAGUAAGAUUCUCGGGAAGGACGGUGAAGUGAUGGCCGCAAAAAACAAUGGCCUUGCAGGCUUGAGUAGCUGUGUGGAACUGGUCUCUAGGACCAUUCAGACGGAGGGUAAACUCAGAAAGCGGAAAGAAGACUGAACGAAUCGCGUUUUCACCUGAACAAGAUUGGAACGACGGACAAGGGAAUCUGUUACAAUAGAAACGGCGAGGAAUGUUCCGCAUUGUCAAACGCUUAUACUUCUAUUCUCGAUGCCAUGUGAUUCACGGGAAAGGGGAGAACGAUGUAAAGUUAAGUAAUCUAAACAAGUAAUUAUCGCCGGUUUUUAUGCUGUGCGUAUUAAUUCGUGGAAUCGACUAGGAAUGCGUUGACUAGAGUCGCGAGUCACGAAUGCGAUUGAAGGAUUUUAGAAAGUAGUGAUGAUAAGAUCAUUUAAAUUGA